AUCAGCCAUGCCUAUGUCUUCCGCGCAGUCCUCCCCUGGUGAAGAGGUAGUUAUUUCAGGGCUUGCAGGCUGUUUUCCUGAAUCACAAAAUGUCUACCAGUUAAGAGAUAAUCUGUUUAACAAAGUGGACAUGGUGACUGAGGAUGACCAACGCUGGAAAUUUGAACACCAUCAGCUUCCCAAGUGGGCAGGAAAGUUGCCCAAUAUUACGAAGUUUGAUGCAUCAUUUUUUGGGAUUAACUACAAACAGGCACACGUUUUGGACCCACUUUCUCGUUUGAUGAUGGAAAGGACGUAUGAGGCUAUUGUGGAUGCAGGUGUCAACCCUCAACACCUAAAGGGACAGAAAGUUGGGGUGUUUGUAGGAGCGUGCUUCAGUGAGACAGAAAAAUUUUGGUACUUUGAGAAGCCACAUGAAAAUGGACAUGGCCUCACAGGUUGUAUUCGAGCUAUGUAUGCCAACCAAAUUUCCCACUGGCUAGGCAUCACAGGACCGAGUUAUGCAGUGGAUUCAGCAUGUUCAUCCAGUUCAUAUGCGUUUGAGCAGGCAUAUAGAGCCAUUCUCAAUGGAUCUUGUGACUCUGCUAUUGUGGCCAGUGCCCAACUUUGUCUUCAUCCGUACCUGUCUCUUUUCUUUUUUCAAAUCGGUGUGUUAAGCCAUCAAGGCAGGUGCAAAGUCUUUGAUAAUGAUGCUGAUGGCUAUGCACGGAGUGAGGCUGCUUGUGUGAUGUUUCUGCAGAAGACUCGCGAUGCAAAACGUAUAUAUGCCACAGUGGUGCAUGCAAAGAAUAACAGCGAUGGCUUUACGGAUGAGGGUAUCUUACACCCCUCCAGACAUGCGCAGAAAUUGUUGCUAGAACAGUGUUACCAGGAGUGUGGCAUUGAUCCCAGUGCAGUAAAAUACAUUGAAGCACAUGGAACUGGAACCAGAGUAUGUAUUUUCAAGUUUUAUUUUCCUGCACACAGUCAGAAAUUAAGUGCUGAUAAAAUUAACAUCUUUUUGGCCUUGGUUAGAGUGUCAGAUGGUUACAACUUUGUUUUGGCAUAGAUUUGGG
Messenger RNA from Zootermopsis nevadensis, 1055 nucleotides. NCBI's taxonomy places the organism in Eukaryota, Metazoa, Arthropoda, Insecta, Blattodea, Termopsidae. The record is from RefSeq and is a predicted model, not a curated record.